Messenger RNA from Zingiber officinale, 1729 nucleotides. RefSeq names its product protein ASYMMETRIC LEAVES 2-like. Bases 435 to 1136 code for a protein of 233 amino acids. The transcript has 2 exons. The record is from RefSeq and is a predicted model, not a curated record. Lineage: Eukaryota; Viridiplantae; Streptophyta; Magnoliopsida; Zingiberales; Zingiberaceae.
ACUCCUCACCACGCAACGAGGCGUAAAUCCACCGCCAGAGCGGAUUAAAGCCACUCUCCUCUCUCUCUCUCUCUCUCUCUCUCUCUCUGCGUCUCCAUUCCAUCCCCAACUUCCAACUCUUUUUGGCGCUUACUUCGUUGCUUCCGAUCGCCGAUCUCCCUCUCUCUCCGCUCCGCUGCUACAGGCUGCAUACGAAACAAACGCGCACGGUGCACGUCAGAUCUCGCGACAUGCCCCUCUGCGAUCUUAUUUGCUCCCCUUUGAGUUGACCUAAAAUGACAAACGAUCUCUUUGUUUCGAGCAAACCUAAGAAGGGUGGCUGCCUCCUGAUCGAUCUCAAAUGGGACAAAUGAUUUUUGUUAACGAUCGGACAAGUUUUUGAGCUGAAAGAUUUGGAAAGCUUUUUUUUUAACGACAAUUAAUCACCGCCGGCGAUGUCGACCCACUCCCCUUGCGCCGCGUGCAAAUGCCUGCGGCGAAAGUGCACGCCGGGGUGUGUCUUCGCGCCGUACUUCCCGCCGGACCAGCCGGGGAAGUUCGCGUGCGUGCACAAGGUUUUUGGGGCGAGCAACGUCGGGAAGCUCCUCAGCGAUCUGCCCCCUGCGCAGAGGGAGCACGCCGCCAACUCGCUGGCCUACGAGGCGCAGGUGAGGAUGCACAACCCCGUUUAUGGUUGCGUCGGAUACAUCUCGCUCCUCCAGCAAAAGCUCAAGCAGGUCCAGCGCGAGCUCUACGAGGCAAAGAAAGAGCUUUCCACCUACAUUGGCGCCGCCACGCUCGGUCCGCUCUUCGCCCAUGGUCCCCCCUGCUCCGACGCGCCCUACGGCGUUCCAGUGAUGAGUGUUGGCAUGGGCCUCGGUCUCGCCGCACAGGAAGCGGCGGCGGCUCAUCACCACGCCCAAAAUUUUAUUCAUGAACCUCCGCCGCCGCCGCCGCCGCCCGAGCCGAUGGAGACUCAGCAAAUGGGCAUGGCCGUGGUAGCAGAUAUGACGACGAGGUACGAGCAGCAACAGGUGCUGACGAGAUUUAACGAUAGAAGGGGAUUUGAGCUGAUGGGUGAUGGCACGUUAAUGGCGUUUGUUCCGUCGCAAGAAUCCGAAAGUGCAUUUGUGCAACAACAUUAUUACACCGAGUAGCAGCUUGCAAGAAAUAAGAAAGAUAGAUUCUUAGUUUGCUAGCUACUUCCAGAAAUCUUCUUCUCUUGAAUUAUUCCCAAUAACCAGAGAUCGAUCAUCUUGAAAGGUAUAUAUCAACCAAUCUUACCUAGCUCGCCUCUUGAAUCGAGUUCUUGCUUGGAUGAAACAAUUCUUAAUUUAUAAGACAAUAAGCACUUUUCAAGUUUUUCACUCUUAAACACCAUCGAUCAAGUUUCUUAGCCUCUAUCAUCUUUCUUUCAUCUUAUUUGUGAGUCUUGAAGUUUAUAAAACUUCAUUUUAUUUAUUUACCUUUGGAUUGGUGAUUGGCAAAACUCUGGCAUAUUAUGACCACCUCCAAUGGUGCACUUACUUCGACGCAUGGCAGGACCACUUUAAUUCUCUCACAGUACUGGUUGAUGUGGUGGCACAGCAUUAAGGAUAGCCGAAGGAGACAAGCGACAACUAGUAGGGGGAAAAAGUUCUAUCUGUAAAGGAGAACAGGCAAAAGGAAUGACGCUGCAGGGGUUGUGAUGCAGUUGUGGCAGUGCCCCGCUCAUUAAUUUUCUCUGUUGUGAGCUUACCUACUUUUUUUG